AUGGCCCCAUUUCCUUUACCCACCCUAACAGUCACCAAUAGCAGCAUAGAAAGAAGCCAGCCUCAGUUGUGUGAUAUAUGGAGAGAUAUUCAGGGUGCUAACAAUUGGAAUGGUUUUCUGGAUCCCAUGAAUCCUAUUCUCAAAGGUGAAGCACUCAGAUAUGGUGAUUUUGCACAGCUUUGCUAUGAUGCAUUCGAUGGUGAAAGUUAUUCCAAAUACUACGGUACAUGUAAGCAGUCUAAAAGAGAUCUAUUCAACAAGAUGGGUAUGUCUGGAUGCGGCUAUGAGGUCACUAAAUAUAUAUACGCAAAUACAACUGGAUUAAGCCGUUUCUUUGGUGAGAAAUCUAAAGGUAAAUAUUUUUGGAUUGGUUUUAUUGCAGUUUCUACAGAUCCAAAAGAGAUUAAGAGGCUUGGACGACGUGACAUAGUAAUUGCAUGGAGAGGAACCCAGACAUUUCAAGAAUGGAUGCAAGAUCUUCACGAUUUUCUUGUACCCACAAGCCUAUCCUACAAAAGUGACGGACACCACUAUCAUCAACCACAUGGCAUACGAAUAGAGAGAGGAUUUCGGCUCUGCUAUACUUCAACCAUUGGUGAACAUGAAAAUUCUCAAGGAAAGAUGACCACCAUGACCACAAGAGAUUUGCUAAUUGAAGAGGUAAAUCGAUUGCUCAAAGUUUAUGAGAAUGAUAUUGCCAAUUUAAGCAUAACUUUUUGUGGGCACAGCUUGGGAGCUGCUCUUGCUACUUUUAGUGCAUAUGAUGUCAAACAAAUGCUAAAUAAUAACCACUUGCAUGAUAUUCCUGUAACGGUGUUUUCCUUCGCCUCUCCAAGAGUAGGAAAUCUUGCGUUCGCCAAACAGGUGGAGAAAAUUGGUGUUAAGGUUUUGAGAUUCGUCAACAAACGGGAUGUGGUCCCUCAAGUUCCUGGAGUUUUUAUGAACGAGAAAAUGGGGUGGCUGAGCAAAUUGUUGAAUUGGCUUCCAUGGACAUACUUUCAUGUUGGCGUGGAGGUUUCCUUAGCGAACAACUCUCCUCAUCUUGACCACACUUGCAAUCUUGCUUAUCUUCAUAAUUUGGAGGUUUAUCUUCAUUUGCUUGACGGCUAUGUUGGACGUAACAAGCCAUAUUGUUCUUCUGGAAGAGAUGUUGCUCUUGUCAAUAAGAAGUGCGACAUAAUCACUGAAAAGCUUGGGAUUCCUCCACAUUGGUGGCAACUAGAGAACAAGGGUCUCAUCAAAGGUACAGAUGGGAAAUGGCGACAACCUACAAGAUCAAUAAAGAUAGCUGAUAGCGACGAGGAGUAA
This is a messenger RNA of Cryptomeria japonica (Japanese cedar), 1308 nucleotides long. RefSeq names its product phospholipase A1-Igamma1, chloroplastic-like. The record is from RefSeq and is a predicted model, not a curated record. Bases 1 to 1308 code for a protein of 435 amino acids. The transcript has a single exon. Gene Ontology annotation, molecular function: glycerophospholipase activity. Gene Ontology annotation, biological process: lipid metabolic process. NCBI's taxonomy places the organism in Eukaryota, Viridiplantae, Streptophyta, Pinopsida, Cupressales, Cupressaceae.